AUGUCGGGUGCGAACCCGGUUGCACUUUCUUCUUCCAACAUUUGCAACCCUGGGUUCUACUGUCUGAACAAUACCGCGGAGCACCCCCCAACUUAUUGCGCACCAACCUCUGAAUGCCUUAUUACUCGACUCCAAGCCGUUCAAAAUACCUGUUUUCAGCCACAAGGGCCCGCAAAUUGGCUAGGUCUAUUGUUUUCAGAGGACACAGUGAAUGUGGGUAUGGAACUUGAAUUUCGAAAUGUCUGCCUUCGCAAGCCAAAAUCAACUGAAUUCAUUCUUUCUGAAAUCGAUGGCAAAGCACAAACAAGCAGUCUCACUGGUAUUAUGGGACAAUCUGGCUCUGGGAAAACAACGCUUGUCAAUAUACUUGUUGGCAAGGUGAGGGCAACCUCGGGGUCUUUAUCUUUAAACGGAAUUGAGAAGAGAUUGGCCAAAGGACACAACUUUCGCACGCUAAUCGGGUUUGUUCCGCAAGAUGACAUUAUCCACCCACACCUCACUGUCUUUGAGAACAUUCUUCACUCCGCGCGUAUCCGGCUUGGGGGCGCAUUAAAUGACGAGAUAAUCCAGAAGCACGUCGAUGCUAUAAUUGACGGCCUGGGCCUCAGUAACGUCAAACACAGCGUUGUGGGUUCCGAGCAGCGGCGAAUCAUCUCAGGAGGAGAACGCAAGAGAGUCAGCAUUGCCUUGGAGCUGGUUGCAGCACCGCAAGUCUUAAUUUUAGACGAACCAACCUCGGGACUCGAUGCUCAAGCAGCUCUUUCAAUAAUGGAAUUGCUUAGGUUGUUCUCUCGCCAGGGACUUACCGUUAUCUGCGUUAUCCAUCAACCCCGUGUCGAAAUCUUUGAGGCGCUGGAUAAUCUACUGAUUCUCGAUCUGGGAAAGGCCGUAUACAGUGGGAAGGCCUUGGAGGCAAAACGGCAUUUUGAAGCUCAGGGAUACGUUUUCAACCCCAAUCUUAAUCCCGCCGAUCUCAUCAUGGAUAUUGUGUCCGGGAAACUCCAGCCAGCGGACGCCGGUAUAGUAGACCCCAAGCAGCAAAAAUUGCCACAUGACAAGAUGGAACCUGUGACCUCAGGCUGCCAUGAUGAGUCAAAUAUGAAUAUGUCAUUGUUUCAUGAACUAGAGGCAAAAUACAACAGAAGAGUUGCCGCUUGGUAUAGACAAGUGUACCUCUGCCUUCUCCGCGACAUUAUCCAGCAGAGCAGACAGGCUGCCAUGUUUCUGACGGAAAUAAUGGGCGGAAUCCUGACGGGAUUACUGAUAGGAUUGGCUAUAUACGAGCUUCGUGGUCAGAUAUUUCAGGGCAUGUUUUUGCCACCAUUUGAGGUUCUGUCCAGCGCCGUCAAUUACAAGCUUGUGACCCAGCUGGGGCUUCUAGGCUGUCUUGCUAUAACAUUUGCUGCAGCCGCCCCAAGUGUCGGUAUAUUCGGAGAGGAGAUUCUCAUCUUCCAGCGAGAGUCACUCUCGGGUCAUUCAGAAGGUGCUUAUUUCGUCGGAAAGGUUCUUUCGAGUCUCCCUCGAAGUUUUCUUGCUGCAUUCCAUUAUACAACAUUAUAUGCGGUACUAGCAACGCCUCAUGCCUCAUUUAACAUUCUACUAGUGCUCAACUUCUUCUACUUUUAUUGCAUCUACGGCAUUGGUUCUGUCGUAGCUGCAGUGUCUAGUCGUGAGAACGGCCCCUUAGUCUGUCUCUUGGUGACCAUUGUCAUUGCCGUUUUUGGGGGUUCGGAACCACGUCUACCAACGGUCAAGGGAUGGCACAUGGAAUGGCUUUGGUAUAUGAGUCCCGGUAUGUGGUACUCGGAGGCCUUUGUUAGCGAGCACGUCACACCUUUCGCAUAUCUGUUUGACUUGGGCGCAGCUGCACAGGAUACAGGGUAUACCUUUAAUCGCACAGGUUUUGAUAUCUGUAUGAUGUUGCUUAUUGGCUCAUUAUGUCGAGCUAUUGGCUGCUUGUUGAUGGUUAUUCGGGCACGAACUGCCUGGUGGUAG
Molecule: messenger RNA, 1995 nt
Organism: Penicillium arizonense
Lineage: Eukaryota; Fungi; Ascomycota; Eurotiomycetes; Eurotiales; Aspergillaceae
Exons: 10
Coding region: 1-1995 (664 amino acids)
Cellular component (GO): membrane
Molecular function (GO): ATP hydrolysis activity; ATP binding; ABC-type transporter activity
Source: RefSeq, a predicted model, not a curated record